Messenger RNA from Geodia barretti, 1065 nucleotides. The record is from the annotation of a GenBank genome assembly. NCBI's taxonomy places the organism in Eukaryota, Metazoa, Porifera, Demospongiae, Tetractinellida, Geodiidae.
UUGCGUAGUAUCGGUUUCGCCGGAGCGGGGUUCGCAUGCGCCGUGCUGGCCCGGCAGUUGGUGACGCGCGGCGCGUAUCGCGCCACCGUCUUCGAGAGCCGCGAUCAUAUCGCCGGCAACUGUCAUACCAGCCGCGACAACGGCAUCAUGGUGCAUCGCUACGGUCCGCAUAUCUUCAACACCAGCCGCGAGGAAGUCUGGGACUACGUCCGCGAUCUGUCGCCGAUGAUGCCGUUUACCAACCGCGUGAAAGCGGUCACCGCCCGCGGGGUGUUCUCCCUGCCGAUCAAUCUGCUCACUAUCAACCAGUUCUUCGGCAAACGAUUCUCCCCGGAGGACGCGCGUGCGUUCGUCGCCACGCUCGGCGAUACCAGCAUCGGCGAGCCGCAAAACUUCGAAGAGCAGGCGCUGAAAUUCCUUGGACGUGACCUCUAUCGGAACUUUUUCUAUGGAUAUACGCGCAAGCAGUGGGGGGUCGAGCCCACCGAGCUGCCCGCGUCGAUCCUGCGCAGGCUGCCGGUCCGAUUCAACUACGACGACAACUACUACAACCAUACCUUCCAGGGCAUCCCCCGCGAUGGAUAUACCAGCAUCGUGGAGAAGCUGCUCGACCACCCGCGUAUCGAGGUCAGGCUGGGGGAACCGUUCGCGCGUGACCUGCAGAGCGAGUUCGACCAUGUUUUCUACAGCGGCCCCCUCGACGGCUAUUUCGAGCACCGUCACGGCAGGCUGCAGUAUCGCAGUCUGGUGUUCGAGCGCUUCGAUGAGAGCGGCGAUUAUCAGGGCAAUCCGGUCAUAAACUAUUGCGAGGAGCAGGUGCCGUAUACGCGGAUUACCGAACACAAGCACUUCGCGCCGUGGGAAGAUCACGCGGGAACCAUCUGCUUUCGCGAGUACAGCAAGGCGACGGAGCCGGGUGACACUCCGUACUACCCGAUGCGGCUGCAAGAAGACAAGGAGCAGACUGUCGCGGUACCGCGCGCUUGCCGAACGGACACCCGGACUGACCUUCAUCGGUCGGCUGGGGACGUAUCGAUACCUGGACAUGCACGUCGUGAUCGGUGA